UAUCUCCAUGAACACAGCAUAACCCAUCGCGACAUCAAACCAGAAAAUGUACUUUGCAUGACGAAAGAUGACUACACCGUAGUGAAGCUUGCUGAUUUCGGUCUUGCUAAGGAUGCGGACGCAUCUACCAUGAAAACAUUUUGUGGCACUCCUGCUUACAUGGCGCCGGAGAUGGUCGACAAUGAGAAGCUAGCUUACAACCCGAGGAUUGACAUGAGAAAAGCAGGAGUUACUUCAGGUCGUCUUAUAUUCCAUCAUCAAUGGAAAUAUGUUACACUGGAAACGCAACACGCUAUCAAAAUGAUGCUGAAGCCUACGUUGCGAGUAUCCGCAAAAGAUGCUCUCAGAAAAUCCUGGUUACAGAACAGUGAAGUAGUAUCCAAGGCAAAAGCUAUAGUGGCCAAGUUUAUCCAGACUAAGAAGGACCCGGAGCAUGCGCUGGAUUGA
Strongylus vulgaris is the source of this 447-nucleotide messenger RNA. NCBI's taxonomy places the organism in Eukaryota, Metazoa, Nematoda, Chromadorea, Rhabditida, Strongylidae. The record is from the annotation of a GenBank genome assembly.